AUCAUGCUGAUGUCCCAAGCUGGAGGAGCAGUUGGCAACUGUCAAAAUGUAACAUUCCAUCCUGGCUAACAACUGCUUUUAGUUCAGUUCAACAGUUCAACCACAUGGAGAAGCAAAACUACAGCAAGUUCUCCUGUUUCUGGGAGACAGAGCCCGUAGGCUGUAGGAGGAUAAGCUGUGACUUCUUUCACAGAAAACCCCGUAAUAUAAAUGGACUUUAUUUGCCACCAAGUAACAAUGUCCCAUUAAAACAGGAUAUCCAAGGAGGGAUUCUGUAUCCAGCCCUUCGUCAAGACUCACUCAGAAAUCAAGAGAAUAUUUUAUUACCAAUUCAUCCUCCACUGAUUAUAAACCUCGGUGAUGAAGAGGAUGAGGAAGAGGACGAUGGAGAUGAAGAGAACUAUGUUUCUAACUUGAGGCCCAAGACCGCUGCAGAUAUUGAAGAGGAAAGAGCAAUAAGGGAUAUAUGCUAUAAAUCUGGAGAGUAUUAUGGGAUUCAGAACCCUCAUAAACACCAACCAACCAAAGCUGUGUCUUCACCUUGGCAAGAUGAGCUACUACCCUUGGAAGCCGCUGAACAAAACUUGCAGAAAGGUGAUGGUAACACAAUUCCUACAAAAUGUAAUAAUGCAAGAAAAGAGAAAGAGAGUUCAGAAAGGAGAGUACCAAUAGAGAGUACUCCCAGAAAGGAUCAUAGAUCCUUUGACAAUGGAGGAGGUGGUGGUCCUGGGACACAGAGGAACACAUUUGUUGAUGGGAACAGAUUUGAGACACUACCUUGGGAAAAAGAACGAAUUGCAUCCAAGUAUUCCAAUGUGAAAGAGACAAACCACACUGAGCUGGUAGAGAACCAUCGCUGUAAGGAAGUAAAAGAAAAUAAAUGCAUUUCUGAGGAGCCAAGAAAUUCAGCUAAUACAGUAACUGGCAAAGGAAUUCAGACUUUGGACCCUAAAGUAAAACCAAGGUACCAAAAAAGAGGUCAAAGUAAGAAUGAUGAAACUGCUCCUUCUAGUCCUUACGGGAAAGAAACUGGAAGAUACACUAAUUUAAAUUCUCCAGAACCUCGACGAUCAGCAUAUGUAGUCUAUCGUACAGUCACUCAAAAACCAAAGUUCAAUGGAUCUACAGCAGUACCUGAAUCAUAUGGUCAAAAAUGCUCAAAACAAAAGAAUCAGCCUGACACCAAUAGGAGAUUUUGGACACAAACAGAAAACUAUGGCAAAUAUACUUCAGGAUCUUCUAAUUCACCAGCUUGGAGAAAAAGAAAUCCACAAGCAAAACCAAUCUCUAAGUUUAAAACUACCUCUCAGCAGAGCCAAGAAGAUGUGGAAGGGAAUAGAAAAGGAGAAAAAGAAAAAUCUAAAGGGAAAUAAGGAGAUUAUCAGCUGGAAUACACAAAGAUGAUGAACCUGCAAAGUCCAAGAAGAAGGUGUAGGAAGUACACUGUAAUGUUUCUAAGAUGGCAAAAAAAUUGAAAAAGUAUGCUCUGCACAGUCACGUAUAAAGAUGUUUAAUACAUUCACUAAGUUUAAUCCAUUGUGAAAAUUUGGCAGUUGAAGUUAUUUUUAGAGAUUAUGGCUGUACACCAGGAGACUGACAGUAAUAGAUGUCCAUAGAUAGGAAAAAUAUCCCUAGGCAGAUUCUUUCCCUUUUUUACUCAACAGAUGUUUAGAGGCAAAAUUCCUAAUAUGAAUAAAUACUGUUAGUUUUACUUAGCAGUUUCA
Molecule: messenger RNA, 1724 nt
Organism: Empidonax traillii (willow flycatcher)
Lineage: Eukaryota; Metazoa; Chordata; Aves; Passeriformes; Tyrannidae
Gene: ZC3H11D
Product: chromosome unknown C12orf50 homolog
Exons: 12
Coding region: 105-1373 (422 amino acids)
Source: RefSeq, a predicted model, not a curated record